Tetrahymena thermophila SB210 is the source of this 2394-nucleotide messenger RNA. Its product is annotated as DNA replication licensing factor MCM4, putative. Gene Ontology annotation, biological process: mitotic DNA replication initiation; DNA replication; DNA strand elongation involved in DNA replication. Gene Ontology annotation, molecular function: single-stranded DNA binding; ATP binding; single-stranded DNA helicase activity. Gene Ontology annotation, cellular component: MCM complex; nucleus. Lineage: Eukaryota; Ciliophora; Oligohymenophorea; Hymenostomatida; Tetrahymenidae. The record is from RefSeq and is a predicted model, not a curated record. The transcript has 4 exons.
AUGAAUCAAUCUGUUUCUGGCGAGUAAGGAAAGCAAACUCCUAACACUUCUUUUCAACGUAGACAUUUGUCUCAAAGCAUCGGAGGAAACUAAUCUUAAAGAAUCCUCACCUAACCCUCAUCUUUCAUGCAAUCUCCUAUGUAGGAUGGAACUGCAACUCUUUCUGGUGAAACUGGAUACAUAAACUGGGGAACAAAUAUUAAUACAUAAGAAUGUAGUAACAAAUUCGAAAAGUUCUUGUUAGAAUUCAAGGCUAUUCCUUCUGAUGAUCAUGACAUGUUAGAUGAAAACGCUAGUGAAGUUAACAUUUAUGUUGAAAAAUUCAAUUAAAUGGCUGCUCUUGAAUAAUACAUAUUGACAUUUGAUGGCUAACAUCUAUUGCAGUUUGAUAAGAUUCUCUACUACCAACUUAUUUUCUUCCCUGCUGAAGUUAUUCAAAUAUUCGAUAAAGUAGCACAAUCCAUUUUUAGAGAACGUUUUGCUUAGAAUGAAACUCAAGUUGAAAAGUCAAACUCAGUCUUAGUUGCUGUAGUCAAUAUUAAUAAAAGUACCUAACUUAGAGAUUUGCGUCAUAAGGAUAUCAACCGUUUAGUUUCCAUCAAGUGUAUUGUAAUUAGAGUAUCAGAUAUCUAUCCUGAAAUGAAGAUGGCUGUUUUCAAGUGCAGUAGAUGCAGCCAUUCAGUUAUUGUACCUCUUGAAAGAGCUCAUGUUGAUGAACCUAAUGAUUGCGAAAGUUGUCACACUAAAAACUCUUUCAUGAUUCAACAUAAUUUAUCUCACUUUACUGAUAAGUAGUAUAUAAAGAUCUAAGAAUUACCAGAAAAAGUGAGGGAAGGUGAAACUCCUCAAACUGCUACUUUGAUGGCUUAUGACAAUAAUUUAGUUGAUCAAGUUAAACCUGGUGACAGAGUCGAAGUCGUUGGUGUGUUUAGAGCAGCAGGAGUAAGAAAGAAUAAAAAUAUAAGAACCUUGAGAUCCGUCUAUAACACUUAUAUCGAUGUCGUCUCAUACUCUCUUUUAAGCAAGCAAAAGUUAUAAGAAGAAAAAAUCAAUUUUUCCGAAGAAACCAAAAGAAAGCUUUAAGAAAUUGCUGACAGUGAAAAUGUUUAUGAUAAACUCAUUAAAUCAGUAGCACCAUCUAUUUGGGAAAAUACUGAUGUUAAGAGAGGUCUUCUUUGUCAACUUUUCGGUGGUAGUGUUAAGACUAUUCACGAUGCUAAAGACAGCAGAACUAGAGCAGAAAUCAAUUGCUUAUUGGUUGGUGAUCCUUCUGUUGCUAAAUCCCAAAUGCUUAAAUACGUUCACAACUUAGUACCCAGAGGUAUUUACACAUCUGGUAAAGGUUCUUCUGCAGUAGGUUUGACUGCAUACGUAACCAGAGAUCCUGAUACUAAAGAAAUAGUUCUUGAAAGUGGUGCACUAGUACUUAGUGAUCUAGGUAUUUGUUGUAUUGAUGAGUUUGACAAGAUGGAUGAAAAUACAAGAACUAUUUUACACGAAGCUAUGGAAUAAUAAUCUAUUUCUAUUGCAAAGGCAGGUAUUGUUGCUACUUUGAACACAAGAACUGCAAUUUUGGCUGGUGCUAAUCCAAUAGAUUCCCGUUAUGACCCCAAGAAAUCAGUCAUCGAUAAUAUAAAUCUCCCUCCUUCUUUACUUUCUAGAUUUGAUUUGAUCUAUAUUUUAUUAGAUAAUCAUGAUGAAAGAAAAGAUAUUUAAUUAGCUUCUCAUAUCUUAAAGCUUUUCUCUAAUUCAAGCUAGCAUAGACUUACUCAAGGAUAAAAUAGUGGAUACUCUGAUAUUGAUAUUAUUGAUAAAGAUACACUUAUCAAGUAUAUUGCAUAUGCUCGUUAAGAAAUUCAUCCCAAACUUACUUAGGAAGCUGCUGACAGACUAGUUUAAGGAUAUGUUGACAUGAGAAAGGUUGGUUUAAGCAAUAAAGUUAUUACUUCAACUACCCGUCAACUUGAAUCAUUAAUUCGUAUUUCAGAAUCUUUGGCAAAAAUGAAACUAAGUGAUUAGGUUACAGUUGAAAAUGUAGAAGAAGCUAUCAGAUUAAUGAAGGUUGCCACACAAAGUGCUGCUACUGACCCUACAACUGGUCUAAUUGAUAUGGAUAUGCUUGCAACUGGUAUAUCAGCUUAAAAGAAAUAGAGAAUUUUAGACUUAUCAGAUUAAAUCCGUGGUUUGGCUAAAUCCAAUUAAGGUGUAUUCAAAAAGGGUAUUUCAGUCCAUGAAUUGCGUUAAUUGUUAGCAAACAAAGAAAAUAUAUAAAUAAUCAAGAUCGAUGAAUAAGAAGUUAUAUCAGCAGUAAAUAUGUUAGUAGAAGAAAAUUUACUCCUUAAGAUGGGUAAUAAUAAGAAUCCAAUUAUAAAAUUAUAAAGUAUCGAAGAGUGA